AUGCCUGUUGCUUUCUUCGUCCUGAUCUUCCUCACAGGUGAGGCGUCCUCUGAGAAAGUGUGCAGUUACCAGGACGUACUGGACUACCUGAACCUGACCACAGAGAACAGUGUGUUUAAACUGACCCGGCCCGUUCUGGACUACACACACCCCACCGUAGUAGAGCUGGACAUCAUCCUCUACGCCAUUCUGGCUGUGAUGUGGAACAAUGAACACAUCUCAUGGGACCCCGCUCAGUUUUGUGGAAUCACUCAGGUUUCAGUUCCUAGAGACAUGCUCUGGAGGCCGGACCUCUUCAUCUAUGAGAUGAUACAGAAAGAUGAGUCUCCUCAGAAUCCCUACAUGUACGUGUCCUACAAUGGGAUGGUCACUUCUGAAGAGGACGUGAAGGUGGUCAGCACCUGUAAAAUGGACGUCCACAAGUUCCCCUUCGACACACAGAGAUGCAACAUCUCCAUUGGUUCUGCGAUACACUGUGCUGAUGAAAUUCGGCUCCUUCCUUCCUCCAACUCGUCUCGGGCCACUCAGUUUUCCAGAGAGGUGAUGAAGACUCAGGGAGAGUGGGAGUUCCUCCAACUGUCUGUCAACAACCACAAUUUCACCUACGACAACAGAGAGUGGGAACAGCUUAUAUACACUUUCACCAUAAGGCGGAGGCCCCUCCUCCAUGUCAUCAACUUCCUGUUGCCCAUCCUGUUCUUCUUGAGUCUGGAUCUCGCCUCCUUCUUCAUCUCAGACCACCGAGGAGAGAAGUUGGGCUUCAAGGUCACGGUGCUACUGGCCAUCUCCGUCCUGCUGCUCAUCCUGAACGACAUCCUGCCCUCCAUGUCCAACAAGACUCCACUCAUAGCGACCUACUGCAUUGUGAUUUUUGCUCUGAUGCUACUCAGUCUGCUGGAGACCAUCUUGGUUACGUAUCUGAUGGAAGUAGAUUCAGCUUCCCAGGAGAAGCUCAGGCUGAAGGACGACACGGAGGCCAAACAGGAAAACAUCAAAAGCGAUAAGUGUAACGCAGGGGAGAAAAGACAGACCUGCUGUUCAUGCAUCAGCAAAGUGUCUGACGGUGAGAAACGGAAUGAAAUGCUGCCACUGGCUGAAGAGAUGAAGGAGCUGCAGCAAACCCUGAAUCUGCAUCUGAGCUCCAGAGAGGAGGGAGGGAAGUCCAACCACUGGGCCACAAGAAUCAACAGAGGCUUCUUCGUUUUCUACGUCACCACUGUGUCACUGUUUCUAUCCCUCAUCUUCAAUGAAUGGAACAGUUAG
Molecule: messenger RNA, 1263 nt
Organism: Seriola dumerili (greater amberjack)
Lineage: Eukaryota; Metazoa; Chordata; Actinopteri; Carangiformes; Carangidae
Product: 5-hydroxytryptamine receptor 3A-like
Exons: 9
Coding region: 1-1263 (420 amino acids)
Biological process (GO): regulation of membrane potential; nervous system process; signal transduction
Cellular component (GO): neuron projection; membrane; synapse
Molecular function (GO): neurotransmitter receptor activity; extracellular ligand-gated monoatomic ion channel activity; transmembrane signaling receptor activity
Source: RefSeq, a predicted model, not a curated record